This is a messenger RNA of Caretta caretta (loggerhead turtle), 2627 nucleotides long. The record is from RefSeq and is a predicted model, not a curated record. Lineage: Eukaryota; Metazoa; Chordata; Testudines; Cheloniidae.
GUGCCAGCGAGGUUACCUUUAGCUUCUUAACCCUUUCCAGGUGAGAGGAGCUUUCCCCUGGCCAGGAGGGAUUUCAAAGGGGUUUACCCUUCCCUUUAUAUUUAUGACAGGGGGGGACGAAGCCUGUUUCUGGACAGUGGCCGGAGGAAGCUGGACUUUGUGCCAGGCCCAUCCCGGGAGCCGGAUCCCUCCCAGGCUCUCGUCUUCUUUCGCUUUUGACGCUGGGGAACCUGCCAGGGCGGGACGACGCCCCCCUUUCCUAGAAGACACAGGGGAAACCCCAGGGGCAGGCUGGGGUGAAACCCUGCGGCGCCCUGACCCCCCCUCCCGCCCCCGGCAUGGCUGUUGCGGCCCGGGAGAGGGAAGCGGGCCCCGGGAGCCGGCGUGCACCCUAGGGAGAAGGGCUCUGGGUGCUGGCGAAGGUGGGAGCCGCCUGCGGAGAUUCGACCGGCUCAGGAACAACUUCCACUGGACCCUGCAGACCCAGCUACGAUGACGGGGAAGAGUCCCUCGUUCUCCCCCGGCUCCACAGCGAGCUCCGCUCUGCCUGGCUACGUCGCUCUCUGCCUCGUUCUGCAGGUUCACAGGCUGGUGUCAGCACAGUUCACCGUGACUGGACCUGAUCAUCCAAUCACCGCAUCUGUCGGUGGGGAGGCCGCCCUGCCCUGCCACCUCUCCCCCAGGAUGAACGCUCAGAGCAUGGAGGUGAGAUGGUUCCGAUCCCAGCACUCUGCAGUUGCACACCUGUACCAUGAUGGGCAGGACUGGUACGGAAAUCAGAUGUUGGAAUAUCAGGGAAGGACAGAGCUGCUGAAAGAUGACCUCACCAAUGGAGGUGUUUCCCUGAGAAUAUACGAUAUCCGACCUUCUGACGAGGGACAGUACACUUGUUUAUUUCAGUCACUUACCUUUUUCCACGAAGCCUCCGUGCUCCUGCAGGUGGAAGGUUUGGGCUCUGGCCCGGACAUCUCUGUAGAGGGACAUCAGGAUGGAGGGAUCAAGGUUGUGUGUCGAUCAUCCGGAUGGUACCCACAGCCCGAGGCUCAGUGGAAAGAUCUCCAUGGGCAGCUCUUACCAUCAGCCUCUGAAAAAAUAUCCCAAGAGGCCAAUGGCCUGUUUCAAACAGAGAUUGCCAUUGUUCUAACAGAAGAGUCCAACCAGAAAGUGUCCUGCUGUGUCAGGAACCCACGUGUCAACCAGGAAAGAGAGGCAACAAUUUACAUAGCAGAUCUCUUUUUUCCGCGGGUCUCUCCCUGGGUGGUGGCUCUGGGGGUGAUCCUGGCUCUUCUCAUUGCCCUGGCCAUCUAUUGCAUCUGGACACAACACAGAGCAAAAGAGACCCUGCAAACUGAUAUGAAGAAACAGAAGGGGAUUCUGCUAACUGAAAUGGAGAGUGAGAAAGAGAAACUGCUAUCUGAACUGGAGAAACAGAAAGAAAAGCAACUUUCAGACAAAGCGGAAUAUGAGGCAAUGGCAGCACGUGACAAAACCCAAAGAUUCACAGAGACCCUGCAAUCUGAACUGGGGAGAGAGAAAGAGACCCUGGAAUCUGAACUGGAGAGACAGAAAGAGGCACACCUUGCAGAGAAAGCCAAACUGGAGGCUGAGAUCAGGUGGAGAAGCGCCCAGAUCUACGCAGUGGAUGUGACUCUGGAUCCCGACACAGCAAAUCCCUACCUCGUCCUGUCCGAGGAUCGGAAACGGGUGCGACACAGAGACAAGCACCAGGAUCUGCCUGACAAUCCUGAGAGAUUUGAUACUAUGGCGGUUGUCCUGGGUGCUGAGGGAUUCACGGGCGGGAGGCGUUACUGGGAGGUGGAGGUCGGAGACAAAAAUGUCUGGUCUCUGGGGGUCUGUAGGGAAAAUGUGAGCAGGAAGGGGCAUAUUCUAUUUGUACCUGCGAAUGGAUACUGGACAAUAUGGCAGGAGGGUGAUCAAUUAAGGGCCAACACCUCCCCCCCGACUCCCCUCCCCGUGAGUGUCAGGCCCAGCCAGGUGGGGAUUUUCCUGGACUAUGAGGCGGGCGAGGUCUCGUUUUACAAUGUGACUGACAAGUCCCAUCUCUUCACUUUCCCUGACAGCAUCUCUGGGACGCUCCGCCCUUAUUUCAACCCUGAAUACAAUAAAGGGGGUACAAAUAUGUCUCCCCUGAUCAUCUGCCCAGGCCCAGCUCAGGCCAAAGGGAGUAUCUGUCCCUGAGAGUGACACCCGCAGCAGAGACUGUCCCCUCCCAGCACUGACCAGCCCCCAGGCCUGUUCCCCUGGGGGUAAAGGGCAUUACCUGCCUUUCUCCUGCCAUCCCCUCCCCUUUCAGUUCUCAGCAUCAGCUGGGGAACGGGAGGGGGCAGAGAAGUGGAUGGGGGAUAGGAUUGCCAACCCCCCCAGGAUUGUCAUGCAGUCUCCGGGAAUUAAAGAUUAAUCUUUAAUUAAAGAUUAUAUCACGUGAUGAAACCUCCAGGAAUAUGUCCAACCAAUAUUGGCAACCAAGCAACCCUAGAGGGGGAGGUGGCUGCAGGGGCAGAGGGGUGUAUGGGUGCCAACCUCAUGGGUGGCUGCUUUGGCCAAGGGUGGGGAGGAGGCUGCAGCAGCAGGAAGGGAAGAGCCCAGAUCACAAGAUGUGCGGGGUG